Molecule: messenger RNA, 1430 nt
Organism: Oncorhynchus gorbuscha (pink salmon)
Lineage: Eukaryota; Metazoa; Chordata; Actinopteri; Salmoniformes; Salmonidae
Product: protein phosphatase 1 regulatory subunit 12B-like
Exons: 7
Coding region: 312-851 (179 amino acids)
Cellular component (GO): cytoplasm
Molecular function (GO): protein kinase binding; phosphatase regulator activity; enzyme inhibitor activity
Source: RefSeq, a predicted model, not a curated record
UGUGGAUCACACUUCUGCUACUCACUCACUCACCCUCAACUCAUCGCACCAUAACACAACAUCACUUGAAGAGAGAUCACACCGCUGUUUUUCUAUCAUUAGAACUCUUCAAUUUGGAUCACAACUCUGGUUCUGUCCCUUCCCCACCAUUCACAUCACAGGAAUUUUAACUGUGUGUCACUGGAUUGUUUAUGUACUAGUCUUUUGGAAUCCCAUUGGUUGGACUGCUGGACUAGACCGCUGGACAGGACUGGUGGACAAGACUGCUGGACCAGACUUGAACCCCAUGCAGUGUAUAGUAGCCUGGAGCGAUGUCAUCUCUUCUCUCCCCCCGCAACGCAAAGGAUCAGCCACGCACGACCAAGUCACUCUCUGACUCGUCUCCCACUACACCCUCGCUGACUUCCAGAGGCCUCAAACAUGAAAGAGUGUCCAGACUGGACUCGUCUGGUGCUUACGACCGAGAAGCGUAUGACGCUCGCAGGGAAAACAGAAUGGCAGCUCGGAAAAAGGCUGAGGAAGAGGCAGGAUGCACUGACUAUAAGAAGAUGUACGAGGAGGCCAUGUCUACAAAUGAGAGACUCAAGUCCCGGCUGCAGGGCAGCAAACAGGAGCUGGUGUUGGUGCAGACUCAGCUGGAGAGAGUCACACAGAGAAAGAUCACAAUGACUGAGAGGUCCAAUGAGAGAUCCAUGCUUGAGAAAGAAAAACGGGAAACACGUGUCCUUCAGAAGAAGAUAUCAGACAUGGAAGAUGAAGUGAAGAUCCAGACAGAGCUGCAGAAUGAGAACCAUAGACUGAAGGACGAGAACGGAGCCUUAAUCCGGGUCAUCAGUAAACUGUCCAAGUGAGAGGAAGAGGAUGAUCCAAGAAUUAUGUCCAAUCUUUACCCCAACUACACCAUCACCAACCACCAACCACCGCUACAUUCAAAUCAUGACAGGAAUGACAGAUGGGCGCCAACUUUAAAUCCUUUUUUUGAUGUCCCUUUCACUUUUCUCCUCUGUUGAUGGUUGUAUUGUACACACAUAGUUCACACACAGUUAGCAUAUUAGCAUAUUUAAAAAUAAAACAAUGUAUUUAUGGAUUGUUAUAUACUCAUAUCGUCACAGCACAUUAUACUGUACGAAUGUCUACAAAGGUUUAAUCUAUGAACUGGUGUAACAGUUGGUAUAUUAUGAUGUUCUAUGUAACUAAGUUACAUUUCAUGUUUAUUUUUAAACUGCACCACCUGAAAAGUCUCCUGAGCCUUGUAUAAAUGAUUUAUAAUCCUUUUCGACACUGUAAUCCAAUGCAAUCUCUUGUAUUCACUGUCAUCAAAUGAUCAUGUGUGGUAAUGCAUCUUACCGCAGAGGCCUACAGUAUGUUUGCAUGAUCGACAACCAGGGUUGGUACACAUUUGUAAGCACUAAUAAAGCAGGUAAAGAUUA